CCAGAGUGUGCCACUUUGAUCAGAACUUUUGCCUACCUUAGUGUAAAACGUUUAUUUCAUUAAAGCGCGUGUACUUGCUUGACUUUGCUUCAGCUCGCCCCCCCACGCCCCUUCCUCUGGCAUCUCAAGCUACUUCAUAUUUCACAGGUGACACCGGUGCUCGAGCCUGUCCGAGCCUCGACAUAAUCAUACACUUUAUAUACCUACUGGUUCCUUCCCCUGGCAUCCUGGGUUUUACACACUUCCCCAGUUCUGAAAAUAUGCGACAGGGCUGUUCCCGCCAUCAAACGAUCCGUGGCCCGGAUGCUCUCAUCUGAGCAGCUCUACAAAGCCUGUGUUCCUCACACUGCCUUCUGGCUAGGAUUUCCUUUCACGCUCCUACCAGUAACACCGGAUUAGGGUGGAGACUGCAUUCGCCGUACCUCAAACCCGGUCACCAGAUUUUGUUUUGAGAGGUGAAACGAAACAGCCUCGCCGCGACGACUCAAGACCAGAACAUCUGCCCUUCCUACUCAGGUCGCCAUCUGUCAGUCAACGCCUAGCCCAUCGACACCAUGGUUCUUCAAUGGCACAUUGGCUUUCCUGUCAUCCUGAAACUCUUGUUGGCGAUAACGAUCUGCCUCAUUUUGUACUUUAGCCAACAUCCUGCACUUGACAGAUUCGACCAUCGCAUAUCAAACCUCGACCUGUCCCUUAAGCUUCCCAAGGGCGGUCUCAAUUUCGGUAACAAGAGCGACCAUCAUGGCUUCUACUCCUCCGAUGCUGCCGCCAAGUUUUGCAAGCACCACGGUUACCCCGUCUUUGUUCCCCAGUCAGAGACUGGCCAGCGAAAGGUAUACGACCUAUUCAUGGUCAACACAGAGCUCGACUGGAUGGAAAUACGCUUGAACUCUACCUACAACUACGUUGACUACUUUGUCAUCGUUGAGUCUCCAAAGACUUUUACUGGCAGGCCCAAGCCACUCACGAUCAAGGAGAACUGGGACCGGUUCAAGCCUUACCAUGACAAGCUUAUCUACCACGAGCUCGAAUUCCCGUCAGAUUUCAAUCCGAGAAGGUCGUGGGACUACGAAGACUUACAACGCAACGCCAUGUACACCCAAGUGCUGCCUAGGCUCGUCGGAAAGCAGGCUCCGGUAUACGGGGACGUUAUCCUCGUCGCCGACGUUGACGAGAUUGCUCGACCGGAAACACUAUUGGUGCUGCGAACGUGCCAAUUCCCCCGUCGCCUCACCUUGCGUAGCCGGUUUUACUAUUACAGUUUCCAGUUCCUCCACACGGGACCUGAGUGGGAACACCCGCAAGCCACCUACUACCAGGGCCAACGCACGCUCCUUCCGGCGAACCUGCGAAUGGGAGACGGGGGCUUCAAGCCGCUUUACGAUCUGGAGAAGGCGAAUCUCGGGAACGCCUGCUGGCACUGCUCCAGCUGCUUCGCCACCGUCGAUGAGUUCCUCACCAAGAUGUCGUCCUUCUCCCACGAGUGGAUGAAUGGCGAGAGGUUUCGAAACAAGGACCGUAUAGCGGACGCCAUUAGGAACGGAAAAGACCUUUGGGGCCGGGACGUUGACCAAUUUGUGCGCCUCGAGAAUAAUACAGAUAUGCCGAGUAUUCUACUGGAUGAGCCGGAAAAGUUUGGUUAUAUGGUGAAUAGGGAUGGGCCUUCAGCUGGGUUUACCGACUACCCAUGACUACCCAUGACUGUCCUGAACUCCCGUCUCUUGCUUCUUUGGUCAUGCUCGUUAUUUUCUAUUCUGUUUUAAUCGGGCAUAUUAGCAUGGAGUUACUGCUUGGAUGGAGGAACCGCAUCGUCGUCUUUUUUUUCCUGGAGGGAUGGACGGCGAACCCAAGAGGGAUGGCAUCUGGCAAGUCAUUCCGAGCACUAGAAGAAUUCAACGCCAUGUACAAUACAUUCCCAACACUCAUGCUCGUGCCGCAUUGCCUUGUGGGUGGUGUGAGAGGCAUUCCAGUUCCUUGACA
Colletotrichum scovillei is the source of this 1980-nucleotide messenger RNA. Its product is annotated as glycosyltransferase family 17. Lineage: Eukaryota; Fungi; Ascomycota; Sordariomycetes; Glomerellales; Glomerellaceae. Gene Ontology annotation, biological process: N-acetylglucosamine metabolic process; protein N-linked glycosylation. Gene Ontology annotation, molecular function: beta-1,4-mannosylglycoprotein 4-beta-N-acetylglucosaminyltransferase activity. Gene Ontology annotation, cellular component: membrane. The coding region runs from base 555 to 1691 and encodes 378 amino acids. The transcript has a single exon. The record is from RefSeq and is a predicted model, not a curated record.